Symbiodinium sp. CCMP2592 is the source of this 672-nucleotide messenger RNA. The record is from the annotation of a GenBank genome assembly. Lineage: Eukaryota; Dinophyceae; Suessiales; Symbiodiniaceae.
AUGAGUGAGACCUGUCUUAAGGUCGCCAGCAGUGCAGACGACCUGCCUCCUGUUGUGCUCAGUACGGAUCGGGCGACUCCGAUUCCGGCAGCUCUCCUGCGAGUACCCAGUGGGGAUACGAGAGACGACACCUCCGAGCCCAGUCCGCGAAAGAUUCGCUCGCUUGAUCCAACAUCGUCUCCAUCGAGUCCGAGUCCUUCUCCACGUGCUGGUGCCCGAGCCAGGAUCGACACGACGAAGACUUUGGGGAGUUUGUCGUCUGCAGGCACCAAAACGUCCAGAAGCUCCUCACAUCCUGUCCUGCUUUCGACGAGAAGGAUGGACCCCAACACUGGGGCAGUCGAGUCGGUCGAAGAGACGGAGGUGAGCUUGACACGAAAGGAAGAAGUUGAGAAAUGCAUAGGCCUAGGCUUGCGUGUGUUAAAGGCCUGCCUGCUGCAACGGUACAUUGUUCCGCCCGAUUAUCGGCGCGCCUCUGAAAGUCUCAAAGCCCUCAAAGCCUUUGUUUUGUCUUUGCUCGUAUGCGGAAACUCUGAGUCCGAGCCGAGGUGGAAGCUUCGCUGGGAUAUCUUAGUUGGAAUACUCAUCAUCUACAGGCAGACGUCCUUGCGUCCUGUCCUCUUGUUUUCGCCCUUUCGCCGUUGCGGCCCUGCCGAAGGGCAUCGGCAGUAA